AUGCCUGACACAGAUGAAGAGCAGCCACUGCAUCAUCAUCAAUCACAGUCAUAUCAAACCAUAAUUCUAUCUACCAGCGACGACGAGAAUGACAAUGAUCAAAACAGCCACUUGACGGGUUCCAGCUAUAAUAACCACCAACACAAACCUCAGCUUGGAAGUAUCAGCUUACCGAUUUUGACCCUUUGCUUAGCUGUUGGUGCAGGUCUCACCACGCUGGAUUCCUCAAUAUGCGUCACUGUGCUCAACCAUAUUGGUACCGAAUUUCGCAGCGCCAAUCUUGCAGCUUGGAUCACUAGUGCAUACAUGCUCACUUGCCUAUCAGCACUCCCAUUGGUGGGAAAAUUAUCAGAGGCAUUUGGAAGAAAACCAGUGUUGAUUGCUACCUCGUUGCUUUUCCUUGUCGGCUCUGUUGGAUGCGGUGUAUCCCAAUCAAUGCUUCAAAUGAUAGCUGCACGAGCAGUUGCUGGUUUUGGUGGAAGUGGCCUGGUGCUCCUUCCAAGCAUCCUAAUCCAUGAUCUUGUUCCGCUUGAGCAAUCGAGCCAAUACCAAUCCUAUAUCAAUGUGUCACAAACAGUUACAGUGAUAUUAGGACCCCCAUUUGGAGGUUGGAUCACCGACAUGGUGGGAUGGCGCUAUUGUUUCCAGCUCAACAUUGUACCGGUGCUGGCAAUCACCUACGUUUAUGCAUUUCGAUUAAACAACUACAACGCUCCAAAGGAGAAUACCUGUGUAUGGGAAAAGCUCACAACGAUUGAUUUUGGUGGUGCUUUUCUCUUGACCAUUGGCAUCCUUGCUCUUGCUAUCGUUCUCAUGUCAGGCGGCAACACGCAUGAUUGGAAUGAUCCAUUCAUCGUAACAAUGCUAUUUGGAUCAUUGUUGGUAUUCAUUGCCUUUGCCAUCUACGAAAGACGACAAGGAGACAAUGGGCUUUUAAGACCUCAAACAGCGUCCAAUCGAAAUGUCAUCUCCACGUGCAUCACAGCAUUAGGCAACUGUACCAGCGAUAGUGGAAUCCUUAUACUUUUACCACAAUACCUAACAGUAGUACAUGGAUCCACCAUUUCUGAAUCAGGACUCUAUCUAACAGCACGAUCUAUCACAACGCUUGUUGGAUGCUAUGUUGCCGGGCAAUACGUCAAACGCACUGGACAUUUUCGUAACUUUUUGAUGGCAAUGGCAGCGCUUUAUAUCGUAUGUGCCUUUAUCCUUGGGAAAUGGGUAGUUGCAGCUAUACCCCAUUUCGCAGGCGUGGCAUCCAUGUGUUUGACAGGAACAGCAUUUGGUGCUAUUUCAGUCCCACUCUUCACGGCCGUUGCAAGUGACAUACCCAAACCACAGAUUGCAUCGGCAACAUCCAUGUAUGUCAUGACACGUUAUAUGGGUAUACUGCUCGGAAUGGCUCUCAGCUCCACGCUUGUGCAAGGGAAUCUCAAAAUCCUCUUGAGAGAAAGGAUCAAUGGUGAUGACGCUGAUAAGCUCAUUGAAUUCAUUCGCACCUCCAUUGAUAAGGUAAACACGCUUACACCUGAAGUACAGCACAUUGUCUCGGACGCUUUGGCACAAUCCUUGGAAAAAGCUUAUUACAUCUUGGCAAGCAUCGCAUUCAUUUCGGUACUCGCGUUGAUGUACAUGAAGAACGUGGACGUUAGAAGCAACAACAAAUGA
Messenger RNA from Lichtheimia ornata, 1668 nucleotides. RefSeq lists its product as uncharacterized. Lineage: Eukaryota; Fungi; Mucoromycota; Mucoromycetes; Mucorales; Lichtheimiaceae. Gene Ontology annotation, cellular component: fungal-type vacuole membrane. Gene Ontology annotation, biological process: basic amino acid transport; transmembrane transport. The record is from RefSeq and is a predicted model, not a curated record. The transcript is spliced from 8 exons. Gene Ontology annotation, molecular function: basic amino acid transmembrane transporter activity. The coding region runs from base 1 to 1668 and encodes 555 amino acids.